UUUUUGUGUUUUUGCGACUGAAAAUUUUUCGAAGUUCAUGAAAGUGCUGAAGAAAUUUUGUCAUAAAUGUUUCAAUAAUUAGUAUUUAUUGCACGUUAUGUGAAAGCUUGAAAAGUCCAUCGUAUCCCUCUCAGCAUCCCAUUCUUUGAAGAACUUUGCUGCGGUAAUUUAACUAUAAAAAGAGGUACAGUUGACUUACACAUUGCUCAACUUUCUCACCCAUGUCUGAUGAGCUAAAAAUGAAUAUAAUGCUUCUUCUUUAACACUAAGAGGUCCAAUGUAUAAUGUAGUUGAAAAAACUUUUGUUGGAUAUGGAAUCGUGAUCGUUGCCGGUGCAUUGGGAUUUAUCGUUGCUCGUAACAAAGUAUAUUCGAAUAGAAAUGAGGUGUUAGCUGUUAAAGAACGCAUUACUCGUCAAGUUGAAAAUAAUCGUGAAUUCGAACAAGCAUAUCCAUAUUAUACGGAAGAAGCUAGGAAAAAGUUUCAGAAAGAAUUAGCUGAGAAAAAAGACACCUCUAAAAGUCAAUAAUCUAUCUUAAUAAUGGACGCUUCUAAAAUGCAACUCGUUCAAGAUCUUGAGAUCGAAAUGAUGGCUGAUAUGUAUAAUCGUAUGACUGCUGCUUGUCAUAAAAAAUGCAUACCACCUAAAUAUAAAGAAUCAGAGCUGGGUAAAGGCGAAUCAGUCUGUUUAGAUCGUUGUGUUGCUAAAUAUUUAGAAAUACACGAACAAAUCGGUAAAAAACUAACUCAAAUGUCGAUGCAAGAUGAAGAUUUCAUGAAACGAUUGCAAACGGAGCAAAAGAAAUAAUUUUAUUUGAGUUAUCAUAGUUUUUGGACGUUUUAUAUUACGUACCGACGUAGCUUGUUUUUUUUCCUAUUUGGGUGUUUUAGUUUUAAAAUAAGAUUGUUUUAAACGUAUCUAUUUUCAUACAGUCUGAAUGUUAUUGUUUCCUAUGUUUUGGAAUGUUAUGAACUGUGUGUACAAUAAAAUAUUAUAAUCAA
Planococcus citri (citrus mealybug) is the source of this 1002-nucleotide messenger RNA. It is a transcript of the gene Tim10, whose product is annotated as translocase of inner membrane 10. The coding region runs from base 542 to 808 and encodes 88 amino acids. The transcript has 2 exons. Gene Ontology annotation, cellular component: mitochondrial inner membrane. Lineage: Eukaryota; Metazoa; Arthropoda; Insecta; Hemiptera; Pseudococcidae. The record is from RefSeq and is a predicted model, not a curated record. Gene Ontology annotation, biological process: protein insertion into mitochondrial inner membrane.